GAAUCCGGUGUGGGCAUGCAGGUUGUAGUCCGGCUCAAGGAGCUCAUCGACGACUUCAAACAGAUCCUGCCGCUGGUGGAGGAGCUGGCCAACCCGGCUCUCAAGACACGACACUGGGAACAGAUCUUCAAACUCAUCGAUGCGGACGUGCCGCCGAACGACAACGGCAUCGGCUACGCGCCCUUCUCUGUGCGCAUGAUGCUGCAGUACAACGCUCUGGACAAGUACGAGGCCAUCUCGUCGAUCAGCGGCGUGGCUUCCAAGGAGUACAGUCUGGAGAAGGUUCUGGAGAAGAUGGAGAAGGACUGGAAGGGCGUGGAGUUCCGCUGCAUCGAGUACAAGGACACAGGCACCUUCAUUUUGGGCGGUACAGACGAGAUCCAAGCCCUGUUGGACGACCAGAUCGUCAAAACACAGGCCAUGCGCGCUUCUCCGUACAUCAAGCCGCUUGAGGCGCAGGCCAACAAAUGGGAGUCUAUGCUCACGACGCUGCAGGACAUGCUGGACAAUUGGUUGACCUGCCAAGCCACCUGGCAGUACCUGGAGCCCAUUUUCAGCUCGCCAGACAUCCUCAAGCAGAUGCCUGAGGAGGGCGAGAAGUUCCAGAUCGUCGAUCAGUCGUGGCGCGAGUUGAUGGAGUCAACGUCCCAGUCGCCUGCGUGCACAACCGUGGCGGAGGAGCGCGACAAGUUGCUGUCGCUGCAGGAAGCCAACCGUUUGCUGGAGGAGAUCCAGAAGGGCCUGGCGGCGUACCUUGAGCUUAAGCGCCUGGCCUUCCCACGCUUCUUCUUCCUUUCCAACGACGAGAUGCUGGAGAUUUUGUCGGAGACCAAGGAUCCCACUCGCGUGCAGCCCCACCUCAAAAAGUGUUUCGAAGGUAUCGACAAGCUGCGCUUCGAGAACGGCGCAGUGGACAUCACGGGCAUGAUCAGCUGUGAGGGUGAGGUGGUGCCGCUCAAGACCAAGAUCAAGCCGGGUGACGCCAACGGCAGCGUCGAGAAGUGGCUUGUGCAGGUGGAGGCAGGCAUGGUGGAGUCCGUGCAGGAGGUGUCCCGCCGCGGUGUGCGAAGUUAUCCCACGGUGCCGCGCGAGCGCUGGGUACUGGAGUGGCCAGGGCAGGUGGUGCUUGUGGUCACUGCCAUUUACUGGACCAGGGAGGUUGUGGAGGCCAUCACUAGUCCCUCGCCCGGCGCACUCCACGCGUGUGCGGAGCGCAACACCGCGCAGCUGGGCAACAUCGUGUCGCUGGUGCGCGGCGAGCUGUCCAAGCUCAACCGCGCCACGCUGAGCGCGCUGGUGGUCAUGGACGUGCACGCGCGCGACGUGGUGGUAGCGCUGGCUGCAGAGAAGGGCGUGGCGGGCGACCCCAACCACUUCAGCUGGCUCAGCCAACUGAGGAUGUACUGGGAGGAUGAGGGGACCAUCAUGGUGCGCAUGAUGAAUGCCGAGGUGGAGUAUGGCUAUGAGUACCUGGGUAACAGCAUGCGCCUGGUGGUGACACCGCUGACGGACCGCUGCUAUCGCACGCUCAUCAGCGCCAUCCACUUGAACCUGGGCGGUGCUCCGGAGGGGCCCGCCGGCACGGGCAAGACUGAGACGACGAAGGAUCUGGCCAAGGCGUUGGCGCGCCAGUGCGUCGUGUUCAACUGCUCCGAUACCCUGGACUAUCAGACCAUGGCCAAGUUCUUUAAGGGUCUGGCCAGCAGCGGUGCCUGGGCUUGCUUCGAUGAGUUUAACCGCAUCGACCUGGAGGUGCUGUCCGUGGUGGCUCAGCAGGUGUUGGAAAUCCAGCUGGCGGUGAAGCAGCGCGUCAAGUCGUUCUUUUUCGAGGGCAGUGAGCUGCCGCUGCGGCCCACCUGCAACGUGUUCAUCACCAUGAAUCCCGGAUAUGCAGGCCGAUCUGAGCUGCCGGACAACCUCAAGGCGCUGUUCCGCACGGUGGCUAUGAUGGUUCCAGACUACGCGCUCAUCUCGGAGAUCAUGCUCUACAGCAACGGCUACCUGCAGGCUCGCGAGUGCGCCCGCAAGAUUGUAGCCACAUACAAGCUCUGCUCCGAACAGCUGUCUAGCCAGGAUCACUACGAUUACGGCAUGCGCGCUGUGAUGGCAGUGCUGCGUGCCGCUGGCAAUUUGAAGCGGCGCUUUCCCGACUCGGACGAGUACGUGCUGAUGCUUCGCUCCAUCAUUGACGUCAACCUGUGCAAGUUCCUCAGCCACGACGUGCCGUUGUUCAACGGCAUUGUGUCGGAUCUCUUCCCAGGCGUGGUACUGCCCGAGCCCGACUACGGCCACCUCAUGGACGCCAUGAAGCGCCAGUGCGCACUCCACAACCUGCAGCCAACGCAGUACUUCCUGAUGAAGACCAUCCAGCUGUACGAGAUGGUUGUCGUACGUCACGGCCUCAUGACUGUGGGUCAGCCCUUCAGCGGCAAGACCGCCUCACUCAAGGUGCUGGCUGGCGCGCUGACCGACCUUCAUGAGCGCGGAAUCACCGGCGCGCUGUACAACCGGGUGCAGCUGCGCACCAUCAACCCCAAGAGCGUCACCAUGGGGCAGCUAUACGGCGAGACGGACAGAGCGACCCAGGAGUGGAAGGACGGCGUGCUGGCUGUGGCAUUCAGGUCCCUGGCUGCCGACCCAUCCGAAGACCGCAAGUGGCUGGUGCUGGACGGCCCCGUGGACGCCAUUUGGAUCGAGAACAUGAACACGGUGCUGGACGACAACAAGAAGCUGUGCCUGCCAAACAGCGAGAUCAUCCAGAUGAGCAGCACCAUGUCCAUGAUUUUCGAGGUGGGCGACCUGGCCGUCGCCUCCCCCGCCACCGUGUCUCGCUGCGGCAUGGUGUACCUGGAGCCGCACCAGCUGGGAUGGAACCCGCUGCUCACCAGCUGGCUGGCCACCUUGCCGCGCUGCCUAGGGCCCAAGGUCCGCCGCCACUUGGAGCUGCUCUUCGACUGGCUCAUGCCACCGUGCCUAAGGUUCGUGCGCCGUGACGCCAAGGAGAUCAGCCCCACGGAGGACAUUGGCCUUGCACGCACCACCAUGCGCCUCAUGGCCGCGCUCCUCGCUGAGGACUUUGGACCCACCGAGGACGUGCCGCCGGGCUACUCGUAUGAUGACAACACCAAGAUCAUUCUGGUGGAGGCGGCGUUCCUGUUUGCGUUGGUAUGGUCGGUGGGCUGCACUGGCGAUGGCGAGAGCCGCCGCAAGUUCGACAGCUUCCUGCGCAGCAUGUUGUCCGGCAUGGUGCCCGAUGGCUACCUGGUGAGAGCAUGUGGCGCUUCGCCCUCCAGCACGUCACGCCACAGGACAUCGGCCUUCCACAUGUCCAUCCCACCGCCGCCGCCCGACGGCGGCGCCACCGUGUUCGACUACGCGCUACAGAAGCGCAGCAGUGGCCGCGGCCUGGUGCCCGGCAGCUGGCAGCUUUGGACGGACACCAUCCCCGACCUUUCUAUCCCGCCGGAUGCGCAGUUUGCGGAUAUUAUCAUUCCCACCAAAGACUCCGCGAGGUACACCUUCCUGCUGGACAUGGCGCUUCAAAACAACCAGCCGCUGCUGAUGGUGGGGCCUACCGGCACCGGCAAGUCCACCUACAUCAACAGACACCUGGUGUGGGGCCUGCCCAAGGACAAGUGGACGCCCAUCUUUGUCACCUUUUCCGCGCGCACAACCGCCAACAUGGCGCAGGAUCAGGUGGAUGGCAGGCUGGACAAGCGGCGGAAGGGCGUGUAUGGACCGCCCAUGGGGCGCAGGGCCGUGCUGUUUGUGGACGACUUGAACAUGCCCGCGAAAGAGACCUACGGCGCCCAGCCGCCCAUCGAACUGCUGCGCCAGGCCACCGACCAGGGCGGAUGGUACGGCCGCGACAACCAAUUCCGUACACUCAUCGACGUGCAGUUGGUGGCGGCCAUGGGCCCGCCUGGCGGCGGUCGCACCUUCGUCACCAACCGCUUCCUGCGCCACUUCAACGUGCUGGCGCUGUCGCAGGUUGCUGAGGACUCCCUGGUGCACAUCUUCCGCACCAUUCUGGACUGGCACCUUACCACCAAGGGCUUCCCACACCAAGUGGCAUUGCUGUCCACCGGGCUUAUCAACGCUACGCUGGAGGUGUACAGCCAGUCCAUGUCCAAGCUGCUGCCCACACCCACCAAGAGCCACUACGUCUUCAACCUGCGCGACUUUGCGCGCGUGGUGCAGGUACGCGUGCGUGGUGACGGCACACAAGCUGCUUCGUUGUAUCGCCGGCUGUGGGUGCAUGAGGUGUUCCGAGUGUUUUACGACCGCCUGGUGGACGACGCGGACCGGGAGUGGCUGAUUGGCCAGGUCAAGACCACGGUGGCCUGCCACCUGGACGUGGGCUUUGACAGCCUGAUGGAAGGGCUGCUGUCGGAGGAGGAUAGGCACAAUCGCGUGCUGCAGGACAUGCGGCGCUGCUUCUUCGGAGACUAUGCGGACACUAAUGAGGCCGAGCCGUCCUUGCGCAAGUACGCCGAGGUGCCGGACGCCGGCCUGGUCACGACGAUGGAGGAGUACCUGAUGGACCACAACGGGACCUCCAAGCGCCCCAUGAACCUGGCCAUGUUCCUCUUCGCUGUGGAGCACGUCAGCCGCAUCUGCCGCCUGCUCAAGCAGCCAGGCGGCAACAUGUUGCUGGUGGGCGUCGGCGGCAGCGGGCGGCAGAGCCUGACGCGGCUAGCAGGCUUCAUCUGCGGCAUGGAGGUUCUUCAGGUGGAGAUCGCCAAAAGCUACGGUCGCACCGAGUGGCGGGAGGACCUCAAGAAGGUGUUGCGCCGCGCCGGCGCGGAGAUGAAGUCGGUGGUGUUCCUGUUCAGCGACACGCAGAUCAAGGACGAAUCUUUCCUGGAGGAUAUCAACAACAUCCUCAACAGCGGCGAGGUGCCCAACAUGUUCGCGCAGGACGAGCGAAUGCAGAUCAUGGAGGCGGUGCGGCCUCGUGCCGCCAAGCGGGGGCUGGAGACACCCCUGGAGCUGUGGGGCUACUUUGUGGAGACCUGCCGCCGCAACCUGCACGUAGUGCUGUGCUUCAGCCCCAUCGGCGACGCAUUCCGCGAGCGCCUACGUGCCAACCCCUCCAUCGUCAACUGCUGCACCAUUGACUGGUUUCGCACGUGGCCCCGCGAUGCACUGGAGGCCGUGGCCUUCAAGUUUCUACGGGAGAUGGAGCUGGACGAGGGAACCCGCACGCAGCUGGUGCAGCUCUGCCAGGCCUUCCAUUCCAAGAUCCGCACCGCCAGCGAGGACUUCAAAACCCAGCUAGGCCGGCACAACUACGUAACGCCCACCUCGUACCUCGAGCUCAUCAAUACCUUUAGAACGUUGCUGGACCAGAAGCGCGCCGCCAACCGCAAGGCACACUCGCGCUACAGCGUGGGUCUACAGAAGCUGGAGAGCAGUGCAGAGCAGGUGGCGGGCAUGCAGGCGGAGCUGCAGGCGCUGCAGCCGCAGCUGGUGCGAACGGUGGAGGAGGUGGAGAGCCUCAUGGGCGUCAUUGCCAGGGAGAAGGCAGAAGUGGUGGAGCCCAAGGCGCUCAUCGUAAAGGGCGAGGAGGCCAAGGCGCAGGAGAAGGCCGACGCAGCCAAGGCUAUCAAAGACGAGUGCGAGGCAGAUCUGGCUGAGGCCCUUCCUAUCUUGAACGAAGCCCUUGCGGCCCUGGAUACAAUCGAUGAGAAGGACAUCAACUAUAUCAAGAAGCUGGGCAACCCGCCCAACAUCAUCAAGCUUGUGCUGGAGGCCGUAUGCGUCAUCCUGGACGUCAAGCCCGCCAAAGUCAAGGACGAGAGCGGCAAGAUGGUGCUCGACUACUGGAAGCCUUCAGUGGGACUCAUGAACGAUAAGGACUUUUUGCAGCGACUCAAGCUCUACGACAAGGACAACAUCCCGCCACGCAUCAUCUCUGAAAUCCGCGAGCGCUUUAUCAAGAACGACGCCUUCACGCCCGCCGCCGCGCGCAAUGCCUCGCCUGCGGCCGAGGGCAUGUGCAAGUGGGUGCACGCCAUGAGCAGCUAUGACAAGGUAGCCAAGGUGGUGGCGCCCAAGAAGGCCAAGCUGGCCGAAGCGGAGGCGCAGUACGAGGAGGUCAUGGUGGGACUUCGCGCUAAGCAGCAGGAGCUGGCGGACCUGCGUGCAAAGCUGGCGGCCAUGGAGAGCGACCUGCGCACUAACACCAAGAAGAAGGAGCGGCUGGAGCAGGAGGUGACGCUUUGCAGCGUCAAGCUGGAGCGCGCCGAGAAGCUGAUUGGCGGCCUGGGUGGCGAGAAAGUCCGGUGGACAGAAUCCGCGCAGGCACUCAAGGACGCAGCGGUAGCACUUACGGGCGACAUGCUGGUGGCUGCGGGCAUCAUCGCCUACUGCGGCGCCUUCACGGCGUCCUUCCGGCAGACCAUCAUCGAGAGCUUCCUGGAUAUGGUCCGGUCCGCGGGCAUUCCGUACACGCCACGCUUCAGUCUGGCCGCCGCGCUGGGCGACCCGGUGCGCACCCGCGAGUGGCUCAUCGCCGGGCUGCCCAACGAUUCCUUCUCCAUCGAGAACGGUAUCAUUGUGGCGCACGCGCGGCGCUGGCCGCUCAUGAUCGAUCCUCAGGGCCAGGCUAACAAGUGGGUCAAGAACCUGGAGAAGGAGCGCAAGCUACAGGUGAUCAAGCUGUCCGAGGGUGGCGAGUACCUUCGCGUGCUGGAGAACGCCAUCCAGUUCGGGCUGCCGGUGCUGCUGGAGAACGUGGGUGAGGAGCUGGAUCCCUCCCUGGAGCCACUUCUGCUCAAACAGACGUUCAAGUCUAUGGGCGUCACGUGCAUCCGGCUGGGUGACGCCACUAUCGAGUACAGCGCCGAUUUCAGGUUCUACAUCACCACCAAGUUGCGUAACCCGCACUACCUGCCCGAGGUGUCGGUCAAGGUGACGCUGCUCAACUUCAUGAUCACGCCGGCGGGUCUGGCGGAUCAGCUGCUGGGUGUGGCGGUGGCCACGGAGCGCCCCGAUCUGGAGGAGCAGAAGGCGCAGUUGGUGCUGCAGGGCGCGGAGAACACCCGGCGGCUGGCGGAGAUUGAGGAUCGCAUCCUGGAGGUGCUGUCCAACAGCACUGGUAACAUUCUGGAGGAUGAGACAGCCAUCUCCAUCAUCACGCAGGCCAAGACGCUGGGCAAUGACAUCCAGGAAAAGCAGCGUGCCGCUGAGGUGACGGAACGUGAAAUUGACAUGGCGCGCACCGGCUACAAGCCCUGCGGCGACUACACCUCCAUCCUGUUCUUCUGCAUCUCCGACCUAGCGGCCAUUGACCCCAUGUACCAGUACUCGCUGCCCUGGUUCGUCAACUUGUUCGUGGCGUCCAUGCACGCGGCGGAGCCGAGUCCGGUGCUGAGUCAACGGCUGGAGAACAUCUACGAUCAUUUCACCUACUCCCUCUACCGCAACGUCUGUAGGUCCCUGUUCGAGAAGGACAAGCUGCUCUUCGCCUUCCUGCUGUGCACGCGCAUCCUGGAGACCAAGGGCCGCGUCGAUCCGGAGGAGUACAUGUUCCUGCUCACCGGCGGUCUGGGCGGCGGCGGCGACCCACGCGCUAACCCCGCGCCUGACUGGCUCGUUGACCGCGGCUGGCGGGAGUUGUGCCGCCUGGACCGGCUGCCCACUUUCAUGGGCCUCAUUGACACCUUCUCCGCCGACCCCGCCGCCUGGCGGCCGCUGUACGACUCCUCCGAGCCGCACCGUACCACACUGCCGGGCAUCUACAACUCCCUGGACACGUUCCGUAAGCUGCUCAUCCUGCGCUGCGUGCGGCCCGACAAAGUGGUACCGGCGGUGCAGGACUUCGUGGAGGCUAACCUGGGCCAGAAGUACGUGGAGCCGCCACCGUUUGACUUGGCGGCCUGCUACGCGGAUUCGGCGCCCACGACACCUCUCAUCUUUGUAUUGUCGCCCGGUUCCGACCCUACCGCGGCGCUGCUGCAGUUCGCCGGGGAGCGGAACAUGGCCAGCCGGCUGAUGGCGAUCUCGCUGGGGCAGGGCCAGGGACCCAAGGCUUCGGCCAUGAUUGCGGAGGGCGCCAAGUCGGGUUGCUGGGUGGUGCUGCAGAACUGCCACCUGGCUCCGUCUUGGAUGCCCACACUGGACAAGAUCUGCGAGGAGCUGCAGCCCGAGAACACGCACUCGGAGUUCCGACUGUGGAUGACGUCCUACCCCAGCCCCAAGUUCCCAGUCAACAUCUUGCAGAACGGCGUCAAGAUGACCAACGAGCCGCCCAAGGGCAUCAAGGCCAACAUGCGCCGGUCUUACAUGAUCGAACCCGUUUGCCAAGACAAGGAGUUUUUCGAAGCAUGCGCCAAGCCGGGGCCUUUCAAAAAGCUGCUGUUUGGGCUGGUGUUCUUCCAUGCACUGGUGCAGGAGCGGCGAAAGUUCGGGCCGCUAGGCUGGAACAUUCCCUACGGCUUUGACGACGGCGACCAACGUAUCAGCGUGCGGCAGCUCAAGAUGUUCCUGGAUGAGUCACCCGCAGGCGCACUACCGCCCUUCGCCGCGUUGCGCUACGUGACCGGCGAGUGCAACUACGGCGGCCGCGUCACUGACGACAAGGACCGCCUGUUGCUUAACACGGUCCUGGAGCGGUGCUACUGUCCGGACAUCAUUACCUAUGAGGACUACAAGCUCUCCGCCUCCGGACUCUACUACGCGCCGCCGGAAGGCGACCGCGCCUCCUACCUGGCCUACAUUGACACACUGCCUAUCAUCCCACUACCGGAGGCUUUCGGUCUCCAUGAAAAUGCGGACAUCGCCAAGGACCAGAACGACACCGCCGCCAUGUUCGCGUCGCUGCUGGCCAUGACUGGCGCUGCCGCCGGCGGUGGCGGCGGUGGAAGCGGCUCGGCGGAGGAUCGCGUGGCGGCGGUGGUGGCGGAGUGCCUGGCACGGCUUCCGCCGCAGUUUGACGUGGAGUCUAUUCAGCGGCGCUGGCCGGUCAAGUAUGAGGAGAGCAUGAACACGGUAUUGGUGCAGGAGUGCAGCCGUUUCAACAAAUUGUUGGCGGUGCUGCAUGAGUCUCUGGUCAACAUCCGGUUGGCGAUUCAGGGCUUGUUGGUCAUGUCCGCGGAAUUGGAGGCGGCGUUCAGCUCGAUUGCUAUCAACCAGGUACCGGAGUUGUGGAAGAGGCGUUCCUAUCCCUCCCUCAAGCCGCUGGGCUCCUACUUGGAUGACCUGUACGCGCGGCUGGACAUGUUCACCUCCUGGGCGUCCAAGGGCCCGCCCUCGAGUUUCUGGCUGCCGGGCUUCUUCUUCGUGCAGUCCUUCCUCACAGCCUCGCUCCAGAAUUACGCACGCAAACGCCGCGUGCCUAUCGACACUGUCGGCUUUGGCUUUGAGACGCUGGGCAUGGAUCCUGCGGCCUACCGGCAACCACCUUCGGAGGGCGUUUACGUGCACGGCAUGUUCCUAGAAGGUUGUGGCUGGAGCCCGCAAGUCCAGCGUCUGUGUGAGAGCCAGCCCAAGGUGCUGUUUGUGCCGGCGCCGGUGAUGUGGCUACGACCUCGUCCAGCGGAUCAGCGCCACGACUACCUGCACUAUGACUGCCCGUUGUAUCGCACUGCAGACCGGCGCGGCGUGCUAGCCACGACGGGCCACUCCACAAACUUUGUCAUGUUUGUCAAGCUGCCCACCGAUAUGCCUGCAAGCCACUGGAUCAUGCGCGGCGUGGCCUUGCUCACACAGCUUUCGGAUUAAUAGGCGGCUGGGUGCGGUUGAGUGAGAGGGCCGGAAAGCGGGACGCGGUGGCUGUGGGCCUGGGACUGGGGAAAGGUUUGUGUGGCUGGUUGGGGGUUGGGGGUGCGAAGGCCGGCGUGCGGGGUUGUGAGCGGCGUAGGAUAGUGAAGUGGAUGAUAAGAUGUUGGUCUUGAUAUGACGGCGGUUCUUUACGUUUUUACCGCGGGUGGGAGUUUGGUGACAAAAAACUGCACAGAAAGACAUAGAAAUGUGCCCUGCCGAGGCUGUCCUAUCCGGGCGGGUGAGGGGGCUGUACACAUGAUAGCGCACAGGGAGUUCUCCGCCGUAAAAGGUUACAUGUAGUGUUUGUGGUGGGGAUGGGGGGAAGGGUGGGAGGUAUCCGGGCACCGAUGGGCUCUGCGGUGUAGCCUUGACAGGUGCUUGGGAGGAGCCUUGUGGACAUGGCGUGCGUAUGAGAACUUGCCUGUUAUGGGGUUAACUUUCACCCUCGGUAAGCACCCUCGGUACAAGCAAUCCCGGCCGGUGAGCAUGCAAAGCGUCCAACCUAUAGCUUAGCAUGCGCUCAGGCAGUAGCUUAGGAUGCGGUAGACAGGCAGACUUUGUAGAUUUUUGGAGCAAUGCCGACGUGAACCAAUGCGGAUGCAUGGGGGCUGCAGGGCAUUGGGGGGAAAGCCCGUGUGCGUAUGUUCAUGUAUGUAUGUGCGUUUCUUUUCCUGCGUCAGAAAGGACUUGUUUGUCUGUCUGUCUGUCAGCAAAGACUUUGUGAUGGUUGUGUGGAGAUGUUUCGCGGGACGUGAAGGCUAAAAGCAGUAGUAGUAGUAGUAGUAGUAGCAGUAGUGACGGCGAUAUAUAAGGGUAGACGCAUGUGUGCGGACUAGGGCCGGGUAUGACCUCUCGGCUGCGAAUGCUCAUGUGCUGCUUGGGCUGGGCUGGGCUGGGCUGGGCUGGGUUGGGCUUUUGAAGUAUGGGUCUUGGGGAAGUAUGGAGCAUUGUGGGCCCGCCCUUGGCUGGGCCGUCGUGGAUCUUAAUGAUCUGUCUUCUGUCCUCUAGCGCAUGUGAGGGUUUGUGGCGGUGCGGCUUGUGGCGCACC
This is a messenger RNA of Volvox carteri f. nagariensis, 10816 nucleotides long. RefSeq names its product dynein heavy chain 8. Gene Ontology annotation, molecular function: dynein light intermediate chain binding; minus-end-directed microtubule motor activity; ATP binding. The transcript has 45 exons. Lineage: Eukaryota; Viridiplantae; Chlorophyta; Chlorophyceae; Chlamydomonadales; Volvocaceae. Gene Ontology annotation, biological process: microtubule-based movement. The coding region runs from base 16 to 9726 and encodes 3236 amino acids. The record is from RefSeq and is a predicted model, not a curated record. Gene Ontology annotation, cellular component: dynein complex.